GAUAAGUUCGACGAAGUGGCAGCACAGACACACAAACCGCUGUUGCUGCAUGGAUGCGGGAGCUGCACGCAUACAGCAGCGAGGAGGCCCUUCCAAUUAUGAAGGUGCACCCCGAGCUUACGCCCGAGUGGACCGCCAAGGCGGGCGCUUCGAAUUGGGAAAGUUGACUUGUUGUGUGAGUCUGCGCCAAGUCGCUACUGGCUAGGCUAGUGAACUUCUUCCCAAUCCCAUCAUCUUGAACUACAUAGCUCCCACAUGUAACACGCUACCCAUUCUAAUGGAACAUGCGCAAAAUUUCACGAACGCAGUCGAGCCACAUGACUGUCGACAGUGGACGAGAAUCAUCAUACAAGUGCGGAAGUUGUUGCGGCGUAAGUUUUGCGACCUUCUAUGGGACUAGAUUGAAUGACAAGACGCUACUGCUUGGAUAUGGUUAAGAGUAAUAUCUUGCGGAAAUACUCGAGGACGUGAAGCUUCUCGAUAAUAGUCUGCCAGUGGCUUAAGAAAUAACAGAGCUAAAGCCUUUGAUGUGAAAUGUGACAACUACUACGGUGCAAGAAUUUUACCAGACAAGAACGAGCUAGAUGCGGAAGCUGGAUUCAAUUUCGUGUCUUAGUUGCGGGCGUGACUGAGUAUUGCCC
Amoebophrya sp. A25 is the source of this 641-nucleotide messenger RNA. Lineage: Eukaryota; Dinophyceae; Syndiniales; Amoebophryaceae. The record is from the annotation of a GenBank genome assembly.